AUGUCCACCCCUCAGCCCGGCCCAUCCUCCCCGCCCAUCAGCCGCCAGGAACCGCCCCCCCGGCGCUACCCCUCCUCGCCCUCCUCAACAGCCUCCUCAGAAUCAGACGAAGACACCCCCGGGCCAGACCCGCCCAGAAGAGGCGACGAUCGCAACCUCAGAAUCAACUCCCAUCUCCUCCACCAUCCAACCGCACCCGCUCUCGCCACCCCUUCGGCCAGGAUCGGCUCCCAUCCAUGGCCAUUCAACAGUCUCAGCCCACGCCUCACCAACGCACCCUCAAUCGACCCUCCCCCAGACUCACUGCCCCACGAAAUCCUCAUUCAAAUCCUACGCUCCGUAUCAUCCACCAGCGACCUCAGGCGGGCUCUAUUGGUUUGCAAGGCUUGGUGCCAGUGCGGCAUCGAACUUCUGUGGCACAAGCCCACCUUCCCAUCGACCUCAUGUCUCAUCAAGAUGCUCGUCUCACUCGCCUCAAAAAACCAGACAUUCCCCUAUAUCUCCUUCAUCCGAAGGCUCAACUUCUCCGGUAUUGCCGACCAUAUGACUGACCAUAUCUUACUCAGGCUCGUCAACUGUACCCGACUCGAACGUCUGACCCUCUCUGGCUGCAACUCGAUCACCGACGACUCCAUCAUCAAGAUCCUCAAAAACUCUCAGGAUUUGGUCGCCCUCGACCUCUCCGACUGUAAACUAAUCACCGACGAAUGCAUCCAUGCCGUCGGCCAAUACUCUAAAUUCUUGCAAGGUCUCAAUCUAUCUGGCUGUAAAACUAUGACCGACGCCGGUCUCCAAUCGCUCAGGCACUGCAAAGCUCUCAGAAGGCUCAAGUUGAAGUACUGCGAAAAAAUCACAGAUGCCGCACUCCUAGCCGUCGCCGUCGCCUGUCCCCUCCUGCUAGAAGUCGAUCUAGUAGGCUGUAAGCUGGUGACGAACGCCAGUCUAUGGAUGCUCUGGAAGCACUCCUCACAUCUGCGUGAACUGAGUCUCUCGGGCUGCACCGAGAUAUCUGACGGAGGCUUUCCCAACGCAUCGAACUGCAACAUCGGUGCCGACGGCAUCAGCCAUCCAAUCCUCGAGGAAUUCGAAGAGGAUCCGGACAACAGGCCCGAUCCGGGGACGGCGAAUGGUGUGAGCAGCAACGGUUACCAUGCUUACCCCUCCUACAACGGAGCCAACGGGAUGGUGGCCCACCAGCUCGACAGCUCGGCCUAUGAUUUCAUCUCCUCUCUCACCGGCCAUCGUCGUCUGGAGGAGUCCGUGAUGCAUUUCGACCAUAUCCGAUUCCUCGACCUCACCUCACUGGCCAAGCUCACCGAUGCUAGCCUCGAUGGGAUCAUCAAACACAUGCCUCGCAUCCGGAACCUCGUCCUGGCCAAGUGCGGCGGACUGACCGAUGAAGCCCUGAACUCGAUCUGCGGAUUGGGAAAAUACCUCCACUAUCUUCAUCUUGGCCAUGUUGUUAGUUUGACAGACCGUGCGGUGAUUCGAGUUGCCCGGAGUUGUACUCGCCUGCGUUACAUCGAUCUUGCAUGCUGUAACAACCUGACGGACAUGAGUGUUUUUGAGCUAGCGCAAUGUCUGCCCAGGUUGAAGCGAAUCGGCCUGGUUCGGGUCACCAAUAUCACCGACCAAUCAGUGUAUACUCUGGUCGAAAGAACAUCCCUCGAGCGAAUCCAUCUCUCCUAUUGUGAUAACAUCACCGUCGGCGCUAUCCAUUGGCUGUUACAAAGACUGCAACGGUUGACUCAUCUCAGUUUAACUGGCGUCCCAGCGUUCAGGAGAACCGAUCUACAAGCCUGGUGUCGGGCUCCGCCCAAGGACUUUAAUGCUCACCAACGGCAGGCAUUCUGCGUCUAUUCCGGAAAGGGUGUCAACGAACUCAGAUACUAUCUUGCCGCUCUAUACGUUUCAAUCACCAGCACAAACAACCGCAACCGAGUAGGCCAGGCUUCAUCAAACAACAGCUCAAUUGAUGAAGAAACUCCGAACAACAUGACCCUUUCGGCUGCUCCGAUCGGCCCCAAUCUAUCAGUCUUCAACAGUAUGCCAGACCCAAGAACAAUGGCAGCAGCCAUGGCCGCUGCCCGACAGCAGACCAACCCACAACUCUAUGGCCUAGGCAAUCGUCGAAGAGAGUUGAGGCUGCCUGAACGAGGCGGAAGGGUGGCCUUGUCUGACUUCUUACAUCAAGGGCCUAGCACGAGCGUCAAUUCAGCGGUGAUCAGCGGGAACGGCCAGCUUUUAUCGCUCCCGGAUCUACCCAGACACCCCGCCUCACGGAUGUUUUUCCAAAUCAACAACGACAACAUGGGUGCCAAUGCAGUCUCCGGGGUCAACGACCGAUCGAUGACUCAUUUCGACGAAGCGCCGACGAUGAUGCAGGUCGACGAACCUGAAGAAUCUGACAACCAGUCGAUGGCAGGCUCGAGUUCGGCGCCGCAUGGGCGGUACAGCCAGCCACAUGGGCCUGAGCACUUUGAGCUGGAGGUAGGCAACGAGUCGGAUGUGCUGCGGUCGCCGAUCCCCUUGUACGGUAUCCCGGGCGCCCGCAGGCCACCCUUCGGACUCCGGGAGCGGUCGCUAGCGGAGCACAACCAGCUGAACGGCGCGGGCAGCUCGACGGCCACGAGCCGGGUCUCUCGGGCGGCGAAUGCGGGCCCGGAGCGGGCCGGUGGCCUGGUCACACCGGACGGGGGUUUACAGCAAUACGGACCGACGCGAGGAGGGACGGGACACGAGAGCCUCCGGAUCCCUGCCCACUCGAUCACCCGACGCAGGAGCGAUGUGGACAUGGCCAGCGGCGCCGGCUCGGCCUCCGCCCGUCGCCUCCUCGGCCACCGCGACACCUCGCCCCCCGGCUCCGCCGUCGACCCCGACGACUUCGCCGGCUCCUCCGCUAACCCUGCCCGCAGCGCUAUCGGCUUGGGCCCCCGGACUAGGAGCAACGGCGUCAACCUUGACGUGCCCGACCGCACCGACUCCGUCAGCCCUAUCGAAAUCUCCGACGACGAGCGCCCCCCUCCUUGA
Messenger RNA from Puccinia triticina, 3030 nucleotides. RefSeq lists its product as uncharacterized. The transcript has 8 exons. Bases 1 to 3030 code for a protein of 1009 amino acids. NCBI's taxonomy places the organism in Eukaryota, Fungi, Basidiomycota, Pucciniomycetes, Pucciniales, Pucciniaceae. The record is from RefSeq and is a predicted model, not a curated record. Gene Ontology annotation, molecular function: protein binding.